CGCACACACACAUGCAAGCAUGCACACACAUUAGCCCAGACAAGGGCCCUGGUGGACAACACCACGCAAUAACUCCGUGGUCCUACAAUUUUUCUGAAACUUCCAGAUGUAAAUUCAGUAAACUGAAUUAGGCUAAACUAAGUUCCCCGGACGGGCAUAAGUGGGGAACUUGACAUUACACUAAUUUGUCCGAACAACAGUAGUCUAUCGGCUUUAGACGAGGUCAGUUUCACGGAGUGACUGUUUUGUGGCACUGAUCCCACGGCGUUAAUGAAGACUUCGAAAGAAUCAUGCGCUUUUCCCGUGGUCGCAGCGCGCAGUCACUGUGGCUCGUAUUUCUGCGAGCAUUUGUCAUGGGGGCUGCACCGACCCCUGCUUUAACCGCGGAGUGCCCAAACCGAUGUUCUUGCGACAACCAGCUUGCGGUUCAGUGCGUGGGUCAGGACCUAACUUACUUUCCUCCGGAUUUUCCACUCGCCACCAGGCAGCUUCUCCUUUCCAACAACCGUAUUGCGGAGUUGCCGGCGGUAAUACUCAACUACUUGUCCGACUUGGUGUUUCUAGACUGCAGUAACAACACUCUCUCUGAGAUCUCAGAAUCUACCUUUGGAAACCUCCGCAAACUGGCUUACCUGGAUCUCUCCUUCAACGCCCUGGCACAAAUCGAUGGAAGGACGUUCGGACCAUUGGUAAGUCUUGUGAUGCUCAAGUUGACGGACAACCUUGGACUGUCCGAGAUCCACCCUGACGCCUUGUCGGAGAACACAGCGCUACAGGUACUAGACGUCAGCCGGAACAACCUGACGUCUCUCAACAUCAGCUCCCUCAUCUUGCUACCAUCCCUCCGCUCCAUCGCCCUCAGCGGGAAUCCCUGGCGCUGCGAUUGUGACACCGAGGACCUUUGUCUGUGGAUGCAGAUCGAAGGGUCCAGGUUUCAAGACGAGGGGAAGACGGUGUGCCAGGGGCCCCCGGACAUGGAAGGCCGGUGGCUGUCGGAAGUGGGCAUGCAGUUGCGGACGGAUUGCCACCAGAGACUGGGCUACCAGGAUUAUAUCUUCCUCACUUCUGUUGGUUUCCUCAUCUUCUCUGCUGGCACGGUGUCGGCCUGGGUGAUGGGUGUGCUUAUGGUUCUGUACGAGCGCUACAACAAGAAUGCCAAUGGGCAUGAGGAUGAGGAUGAGGAGGAGGGAGGAGUCACUCACGGCAAUGGGGACCUCAGUAAGCCUGGCGUGAAGGUGUGAAGGCGUGUUCUGUGGUCUGGAAGUGUGGUCGCCGACACGACAGGGUGAAUACACAUGUAUUCACCCUGUUGACAUGCAGAGGCACCAGGAGCUGGAUAACAGCGAGCUUUAGUGUCUAUAGGCAGGUUAUUGCUGUUGAAGUGUGCUUUAGUGUUUGAUAAAUUAGGAAAAGCAAACCACGGUGUAAGACCCUCUACUAAGAAACGAUCACUGGAUUAGGUGUGGGUAUAUCCCUAUGGUGCACUCUAAAAGGUAAUAUUUCUGGCUGGUCAGCACUGGGUCUGAAAAUGAACUUUCAGAAACAUGUGGAUGUGAGAUUAAGGCCUUAAAGGUUGUACAGUAUAUAUCAUUAGAAAAAAGUGAAGCUUUAACCAAUUUUACACCUUAAUAAAUAAAUAAAAUAAAUCUAUUUACUAAUGAACAUUUGUGAAGGGGUAGUGGCUGUGUUGUAUUUCAUUGAAGGAACAGCACAACUGGAGUUUUCAUUAAAAUAAGGUCUUGUCCAGAGAAGUAACUUACAUUAAGUUAAUAUAUUUUGCAAUGCAUUGUGAAAGUCAAUA
Molecule: messenger RNA, 1801 nt
Organism: Anguilla rostrata (American eel)
Lineage: Eukaryota; Metazoa; Chordata; Actinopteri; Anguilliformes; Anguillidae
Product: leucine-rich repeat-containing protein 52-like
Exons: 2
Coding region: 291-1241 (316 amino acids)
Cellular component (GO): voltage-gated potassium channel complex
Molecular function (GO): potassium channel activator activity; voltage-gated potassium channel activity; transmembrane transporter binding
Source: RefSeq, a predicted model, not a curated record